This is a messenger RNA of Amborella trichopoda, 1223 nucleotides long. Its product is annotated as NAC domain-containing protein 67. NCBI's taxonomy places the organism in Eukaryota, Viridiplantae, Streptophyta, Magnoliopsida, Amborellales, Amborellaceae. Gene Ontology annotation, biological process: regulation of DNA-templated transcription. The record is from RefSeq and is a predicted model, not a curated record. Gene Ontology annotation, molecular function: DNA binding.
UUAUAUGUGCCAUGAUCUUGCACUUGCUCUUCUUCCUCCACAGCUGCUUUGCCGCAGAGGUUUUUACGAUUAGAAGACAUAGAAGUUGACUAGAGAGAGAGCAAAGAAGGAUGGCGGGUGUUGCAGGAAGGAACGCAACGACGGAACUGAAUCUGCCGCCUGGGUUCAGGUUCUUCCCAACAGACGAGGAGUUGGUGCUGCACUACCUCUGCAAAAAGAUAACCCAUCUUCCCCUCCCCGUUCCCAUCAUCGCCGAAGUUGAUCUGUACAAGUACGAUCCGUGGCAGCUCCCUGAGAAGGCGUUGUUUGGGGACAAAGAGUGGUAUUUCUUUACCCCUCGUGACCGCAAGUACCCCAAUGGUUCCAGACCCAACAGGGCUGCCGGCACUGGUUACUGGAAAGCAACUGGGGCCGACAAGCUUCUCCGCCCCCAAACUUCCUCAAAUAGGCAAUGCGUUUUGGGGAUCAAGAAGGCGCUUGUGUUUUACGAGGGUAAAGCCCCCAAGGGCCAAAAGACCAACUGGAUCAUGCACGAAUACCGUCUCGCCAACCGCCCUUCCACCCCCACCACCAAUUACAAGAAAGGCACCAGCUUGAGGCUUGAUGAAUGGGUUCUGUGUCGGCUGUACAACAAGAAGAACAACUACAAGAAGAUGUUGGAGCAAACGGAAGAGGAGUCACUUGCCGAAACAAUGGAUUCACUGGAGGCCAUCGAUGAGAAACAACUGCCCCUUCGAGACUCCUUCACCAACGCAGACUCUCACAUCUUUCGCUGCGACAUAGUAGGGGAAAGCUUGCCUGAUAUGGUCGAUCUAUCACCCCAACCAGCUUUUGGGUUUGGAGGCGAGGCAACUGCACGUGUGAUGAUGAAACCACCACCACCACCAUCCACAGGAGGAGGAGAGAGAGGAAUCGUAGACUGGGUUUCCCCCUUUCUGGGUUUUGACGAUCUUCAAUACACAUUCCCCCCUCUAGGGGAGAUAACAAACACAAACAGCACCAACAACGAUUAUUAUUUUUCUGCUUACUACCCAAAGGACCUCAUUCUCAUUUGACUCCAUUUUCUAGCAGAGACAGGAAAAUGUACAGUGUAGAAACUUUAGAGUGCCCUUCAUUCUUGUAUACAAUUGUCCAUACAUUUCUUUUUAAUUCUUGUAUACAAUUAUCCAUAAUUCUUGUAGAAACUUUUGAAUUUGCUCAUAAAUGAUUUGGCAAAAUCUCAA